This is a messenger RNA of Pochonia chlamydosporia 170, 1674 nucleotides long. RefSeq lists its product as hypothetical. NCBI's taxonomy places the organism in Eukaryota, Fungi, Ascomycota, Sordariomycetes, Hypocreales, Clavicipitaceae. Bases 1 to 1674 code for a protein of 557 amino acids. The record is from RefSeq and is a predicted model, not a curated record. The transcript has a single exon.
AUGUCAGCAGACGGCAGUCAACAGAACGCAUCCCUUCUACAGGAUAUUCCUGAACAUUUGUUGUGCAUUGUGUUUGAAUUUCUCUUGGGCUGGAAAGAGACCCAAAUAGAUCGGGAUGAAGAACUUAGAAUCAGUACUGUGCGAAACGCCCGCUUAACAUGUUGGUAUUUCAAUGAGCUAGCAUCACCAUACCUAUUACCGGUCCUCACAAUCAACCUGAACCCUCAAUCUAUCAACCAUGCAACAGAGAUUUCGUCGCAUGAAUUGAUUGCAUCUGGUAUACAUCAACUCCGAAUAUCUCUGUCUUAUUAUCCCCAGUUGCUGGCAAACAGCUUCCGCUUCUUCGUCAUGUUCCAGAUGCAUUCCCUCCGCAGCGUGAGUACAUGGCUAGGAAGAACGCAGCAGGAUAUUUCCUCCAUUCCCGAAGACUUAGAGGCUGCAAUGGCGAAGCUGGAAUCGAGGCCGGAGAACUCACGGCUUAUAUCAACCGCUGGAGAUGCCGAUUUUACGCUCUUGAACGUGCUAGAGCAGAGCCAUGACGUUUUCCGACAGCGUCAUCAAGAGCAGGCGGCGGUAGUGAAGGAUAAUUUCCUCUCGCAAGUUGAAUCCAUCAGUCGUCGGGCUCGACACAUUGACACCCUAAAUAUUGUCCAGGAGGCUUAUCCCAUUGCUUUAUCGCUCGGUCAACAGUUUAUGCAGCGUGAGUAUCAUCAGCGAAGACUUGACGAAGACGCAGAGAUGCUUGAAUCUGUGAAACGAUUCUUCCAACGGCCACUCUCCUGGCCGGAUGUCCAGUGCUGGGCUCACCAGUGGUACUCUCAGUGCUCAUUACGCGUGGAAUUGCCGGCGACAGAGAUACCGUGGGAAGCGCCUAUAGCCAUAUAUCAGGCAGGCCGAAAACUUCGUCGUCUAUGGCUGAACUGCUUCCUCCUUUCCUGCGAAAUGCACGAAUCAUUCAAAAGUUUUGUUCGAGAGUCCGUUAUGCUGGCCAGAAUACGUAGCCUUCGUACCGCUUGUCAGUAUAUUGAAGAAUUCUGCAUCGUCCGCCCAGGUUGUUGGGGGCCCAUGGAUGCUUAUAGUUCUUACAGAGAUGGAGAAACGUACAUCAGUGAACACGUUCUUUCUAUUAUCUCUGGCAAGCGGUUGCAAAAGCUCAUCAUCAGGAUGCAUCCGAAAAAGAGCCCGCCUUGGAAUGAUAGGUAUACCAUAGGUUCAACUUUGCACAAGAGGGACUGUUCCACACUCACAUGCAUAUUCCUCGAACAUCUUUUCUUUUGCAGAACCACCUUGAGGGACAUUUGUAUGGAGUUGGGCGGCUGCUUGAGGGAGUUCUGCCUCAGUUUCAUUAUGCUAAUGUAUGAUGAAGAUGGUGAUAGCGAUGGCCACGGUUGGCGUGAAAUUUUUGACAUCUUACGUGAAAAGUUGUCAACUUGUGGCACCACUGCGACUGAUGGCCGAGUCACAUUAGCUGAAUUAAAGGGUCUAGAGUUUGACGAAAUUACAGAAUACGAUGGCAUCGAUGACAUAUAUCAACGGUGCACAGAUUACGUUUGUGGGAUAGGGAAUGGCAAGAAUCCGCUUGACCAGGCUGAGGAUGCGAUUGAGGAUGCGACUGAAGGAGAGACUGAAGAUGAGAUAAGAGAUGGUACAGAAAAUGGGACAGAAGAUGCUUGA